AUGUUUUUUACUCUCUGGACCUUUGGGGGGCCCCCAGUUGCUCUCACCUCUACGACUGUCUCUCCUUCUGCAGCUGUCCCUGGGGGGCCCCCCGUAAGGGGAGAUGCUGAGGAUACACCUCAGGGUUCUUAUGCUGUUUUCGCUGAUGCAGAUGGAGACCUUGAACCCCCUAGAUGCCGAGGCCUCCCAAGGGGCCCCUCGCGCGUUGGGGGGCCCCCUGGGGCCCCUGGGGCCUCCCAGAGGGCCCCUGAAGAGGAGAGCUCUAAUGGGGGCCCCUCAAGAGUAGUAAUGUCCUCUACGCUGGUUUUGAGUAAAGAGGAGUUAACGAAACAGCUACGAAGAGGAGCUCUGGAUUACUUUUUUAUUGUGCAGCAACAGCCUAAAGAUAUCAAAAGGGUAGGGAAGGGCCUCUGGCCUGCUGCUAUCACUUUGGGGGACUACCUUCUUAAUAAUACACAACUCUUUAGGGGCCCCCCUAAUUGCUGCAGCAGGGGGCCUCCUAGUACAUGCAUCAGGGGGCCCCCACAUGAAGGCAAUCCUCUCGCUACACCAGAGGCCCCUACUGGUUCAGUGGGGGGCCCCUUGGGGGCCCCUGAAGAGGUCUCCUCUGGGGCCCCACAGGGGGGCCCCCAGGGGAGCCCCCCUCAAGCACCAACGGGGGCCCCAAUAGAAGACCCUUGCAGAAAGCGAAGGGUUUUUAGGGUCCUCGAAUUAGGCAGUGGCGUUGGCCUCAUGGGGCCCCUCUUACGUCGGCUGCUGAUCCGGGAAGCAUUAAGAACGGCCCCCAUGGGGGCCCCUGGGGGGCCCUCUGUGGGGGCCCCUGGGGGGCCCUCUGUGGGGGCCCCUGGGGGGCCCCCUAAUGGUCUCCCUGGAGGACUCCCUGGGGGGGCCCCUGGGGGCCCCUGUAGGGGGACCCCUGUGGGGGCCCCUAAGGGGUCUUCUGUGGGGGCCCCUGGUGAGGCCGCUGAGGGGGCCCCUCGGGGGGGCCCCUCAGAUUCUUUGUUAGAUUUGUGUGUGGAGGUAUAUUUGACUGAUUUGAAUGAAGAUGCCCUGGAGAUAUGCGAGAAGACCCAACAGGUGGAUCAGGAGCUGCUGGGGGCCCUCUUAAAGAACUUCUUUGGGGGCCUCACCCCCCAGAAUGCUUGUGGGGGCCCCUGCGGCCAUAAAGAAGUAGUAGAGGAAGCAUGCAGUAACGAGAGGGGCCCCUCAGGGGGCCCCUGGGGCCCCUACGUGAAGGUCUAUGUGAGGAGACUCGACUGGGAGACGGGGGGCCCCUGGGGGCCCCUCUCGUCAGUGCGCUAUGAUGAGGGUACUGAGGGGCCCCCUAACUCGGGGGGGCCCCUUCCUCGGGGUCCCCCUGAGGGCAUGGGGCCCCCGGAGGCCCCUAUUGGAGACCGUUUUGAUUGGAGAGAAGAAGAAAAGGAGACACUAAAACAAAGAGGGGCCCUUGACCUCAUUAUUGCAUCCGAUGUUAUAUAUGGCUUUCACUCUAACAGCUACUUAGCUGCGCUGCUGCAGAGGUUGCUGGUGCUGAAUCCUUCCUGCUGCUGCCUGCUCGCACACUGCAGGAGGCUGGGGAUCGUCUGCCCCACUUCAUCGAUCCCCGUCGACGUCUUUGCCGAAGAUUUCUGGGAUCGCUUCUGCACGCUCGACCCCACACUCGAUCCCACGCUCGAUCCCGAUCCCGCACACGAUCCCACAGUCGAUCCCACAGAAGAUGGACCCCCCUUCCAGCUGUACGCACACCCGAAGCCGCCGGAAGCUCUGACAUUCGCUGGGAUCGUCGAUCCCACAGAGCUGAGCUCAGCCUUUUCUGCUCUCACAGGAGGAGUGGGGCCAGCCGGGAAGCAAGCACCUCUAAAGGAUGACGAGAUGUUGCAGCAGACCACAGAAGGAGCUGUUCCUGCUGCAGCAGUUGCUGCUGCAGUUGCUGCAACUCCUGCUGUUGCUGCAGAAGCAGCAGCAGCAGCUGCUGCUGCUGCAGAAGAAGGGGCCCCGUUUAUGCUGCGACCCUGGGAGACGCAGAAGGAGGCAGCAACCCAGGGGGAGGUGUGGGAGCUGCGUCUGAGGCGAUCUGUUCUUCAUAAUUUGAGGAAGAAGAUAAAUAAAUAG
This is a messenger RNA of Eimeria acervulina, 2112 nucleotides long. RefSeq lists its product as hypothetical. The transcript has 2 exons. The coding region runs from base 1 to 2112 and encodes 703 amino acids. Gene Ontology annotation, cellular component: nucleus. Gene Ontology annotation, molecular function: protein methyltransferase activity. NCBI's taxonomy places the organism in Eukaryota, Apicomplexa, Conoidasida, Eucoccidiorida, Eimeriidae. The record is from RefSeq and is a predicted model, not a curated record. Gene Ontology annotation, biological process: protein methylation.